Molecule: messenger RNA, 1499 nt
Organism: Dryobates pubescens (Downy woodpecker)
Lineage: Eukaryota; Metazoa; Chordata; Aves; Piciformes; Picidae
Gene: ANTXR2
Product: ANTXR cell adhesion molecule 2
Exons: 16
Coding region: 80-1312 (410 amino acids)
Cellular component (GO): membrane
Molecular function (GO): signaling receptor activity
Source: RefSeq, a predicted model, not a curated record
GUCCGGGAGCGUGGCACAGAACUGGCGUGAGAUAUUCGAUUUUGUAACGCAGCUGACAGAAAGAUUCGUGAGCCCGAAGAUGAGAUUAUCCUUUAUUGUGUUUUCCACCCAGGCACACAUCAUUAUGCCAUUAACUGGAGACAGAGAGAAAAUCAAGAAGGGUCUUAAGGAUUUGGAGGAGGUGAAACCAGCUGGUGACACAUACAUACACGAAGGAUUAAAACAGGCCAACGUGCAGAUUGCGAAGCAAGGAGCCUCAAGGUUUUCAAGUAUCAUCAUUGCAUUGACAGAUGGCAAGCUAGAUGGUCAGAUUCCCUUGUAUGCAGAGAAAGAGGCCAAGAGAUCCAGAGAGCUGGGAGCUAGAGUUUACUGCGUUGGUGUCCUUGAUUUUGUACAAGAACAGCUGGAAAAAAUUGCUGACACAAAAGAGCAAGUCUUCCCUGUCACUGGAGGAUUCCAAGCACUUAAGGGGAUAAUCAAUUCUGUUUUGAAGCAGUCAUGCACUGAGAUUCUAUAUUUGGAGCCAUCCAGUGUCUGUGUGGGAGAGGAGUUUCAAGUUGUUCUUAGAGGGAAUGGCUUAACCCUUGGUGGGAAGACUGAUGGCAUUACUUGUACCUAUCAAGUGAAUGGAACUACCAUUUAUGAAAAACCAAAAACAGUGGAAUCUGAUUUUUUGCUCUGCCCUGCACCCAUCCUAUACAAAAGCGGCCAAACUCUGGAGGUUUUGGUGAGUUUGAGUGAAGGGCAAUCUUUCAUGUCCAGCUCGUUGACAAUCACUGCUUCAGAGUGUUCCAGCGGAGUAGCAGCACUGAUUGCCGUUCUUGUGCUGUUACUGCUGGUGGCACUGGGUCUGCUCUGGUGGUUCUGGCCCCUCUGCUGCAAAGUGGUCAUCAAGGAUCCCCCUCCACCGCCGCCAGCUCCAAAAGAGGAGGAAGAACAAGAGCCCUUGCCUUCCAAGAAGUGGCCCACAGUGGAUGCUUCCUACUACGGUGGACGAGGAGUUGGAGGAAUUAAAAGGAUGGAGGUGCGCUGGGGGGAUAAGGGAUCCACCGAGGAGGGAGCUAGAUUAGAAAAGGCAAAAAAUGCUGUGGUGAAACUCCCAGAAGAAUCAGAAGAACCUUUUCAUCCUAAACCACCCAAACCAAAGCCUACCUCACCAGUCAUUCAGGAGAAGUGGUACACGCCGAUUAAGGGCCGGCUGGACGCGCUGUGGGCGCUGCUGCGCAGGCAGUACGACAGAGUCUCGCUGAUGCGGCCGCAGCAAGGAGAUGAGGGCCGAUGUAUCAACUUCACCCGAGUUCAGUCUCAGUAGAGGAGGAGAAGAGGAUCCCAGGAGGACAGCCAGCCACAUUGCCACUUCUCAACCGAGCAGAGCGACCCAGCACGCCCGCGCAUUCCCUGGACCACGCUCCAGCCCGACCCCAGAAGGUUUUUGCGUUCCCGCUCCCAGGAGCCAGCGUGGCUGUGCCGGGCACCACAUCCCAGCCAGCGCCGACACU